AUGAAUCUUCUCUACGUCGUAGCCUUAGCUGCUCUUCCCUCGUCGAUGGUAAAUCGUCGUUGAGUUUAAAUGGCUAAAUAGUUAAAAUAGAGAACGAUCGAUGGAAGUUUUAACGUGUUCUUCGAUCAUAUGAAUUAUGGCUUAACAAUAAAUAAUGUCGUUAAAAAAAUCUUGGCAGAAUGCAGAUUUCUACGCAUUUAUGGUGAAAAUAUUGAACUUGUGAUAUUGAUGAACGAUUUAAAUUUAUUGGAACAUUCACUGUACUAUCGACGUUGGAAUGUUAAUCAUUUCAGUGCAAGAAAGAUUACCUUUACAGGCCGGUUGGCAGCAAAGAUUGCGCGCAAGGAGUCGCUGUCGCUGAAGCUCGCCCUCAGGCCAGACAGGCAGGAGCUCAUCAACAGGAAUAUCCUUCAGCUACAGACGGACAAUGAGAGGCAGGAAACGAAGGAAGCAAUUGGUGCCAAGCUCAUCAGAGCAAAGUCCUGCAGAAGAGAAGAAACAAAAAGAGGAGAAGAAGCGGUAUCUGCUGCGGAAGCUCAGCUUUCGACCGACCGUCGAGGAGCUCAAGGAAAAGAAGAUUAUCAGGUUCAACGAUUAUAUCGAAGUCACGCAGGCUCACGACUACGACAGAAGAGCUGAUAAGCCGUGGACGCGGUUGACCCCUAAGGACAAGGCAGCCAUCAGGAAAGAGUUGAACGAGUUUAAAAGUUCGGAGAUGGCCGUUCAUGAAGACAGUCGACACCUCACC
Heterotrigona itama is the source of this 748-nucleotide messenger RNA. The record is from the annotation of a GenBank genome assembly. Lineage: Eukaryota; Metazoa; Arthropoda; Insecta; Hymenoptera; Apidae.